Molecule: messenger RNA, 13633 nt
Organism: Mus musculus (house mouse)
Lineage: Eukaryota; Metazoa; Chordata; Mammalia; Rodentia; Muridae
Gene: Zbtb38
Product: zinc finger and BTB domain containing 38
Exons: 4
Coding region: 7371-10964 (1197 amino acids)
Biological process (GO): regulation of DNA-templated transcription
Cellular component (GO): nucleus; chromosome
Source: RefSeq, a predicted model, not a curated record
UUUUUAAAUGCCAGUCUAAAUACUUUGGGUGUUUGUGAAUGUAUGGGGUGGGUGGGUGGGGGCUUCCGUUGUGUGCUUUACACAAUAGAACGACACCUUCUUUUACCCUUGCUCCUUGCUACCAGAUGACUGGUUUGAAAUUUCUUUCCCUUCUGCAUACUAAAAUCCCUUACCAGGUCUGAGGCCCUGCUCUAAUUAAGGCCUCACAGGGCUGCCCUUCUCCCCACCACUGAGCUGGCUGCCAGAGUGCCUGCCUGAGGGCCUUACAAGUCAGUGAGAUGAGAGAACAAAAGCCACCAGCUGAGAACGUGGUUAAAUCCGAGAAGGGCCGUGCCCUCGUAAUCCUCACCCCCACCCCCUUUUUUCUUUAGUUCUACAACCCAGAAAGGGGAAAGAAGGGUUUUUUUUUUUUUUUUGGACAGGGAGGAACUAUGCCAUAGAUUCUUCAGAGUCUGCAGGGUAUUGGGAAACCCACGUGCACAGAACAGGAGUAUCAUCUGGGAAGUGAAAUGGGGCGGUGGCUCACUGAGGGCUCAACAGGAAGGCAGGUUGGGGAGCAGAGAAUCAGAAAAUGGGAACAAAGGGAGCAGCCAGCAGAGGAGAGCAAACAGGAAGGCUGCUUGCCUUUGAACCUUGGGGUACAGGGAACAAGGAAAAUGUAGAGAGGGCAUAGAAAAGUCUUAGAGAGCCCUCAGGCGUAGGCUAAGCUUCAUAGAGACAGAACCCUAAGCCACUCUCUUGGUCUUUGGAUACCUUGUCGACAGUGUUACUUGAUUGUUCCAUGUUGCCUAUUGGGCAGCAACCACUGAUGGAUCUUCAUAAACGUGGUAAAUCCAGGAGCCUUACAACGUGUCCCUAUUGGGAUCUAUGAGGAACUCUGGAUCAGAAGUGUCCUAGAAAUUUUAUUUAAACUGGCCAUGGUGCCAUACACCUUUCAUCUCAGCACUCCAGAGGUAGACAAAGACAGAGUUCUGAAAGCUCAAGGCCAGUCUAGUCUACAUAGUGAGUUCCAGGCCAGAAGGGUUAUAGAGACCCUGUCUCAAAAAAAAAAAAAAAAACGAAGGUUCUAUUCUUCAUGCUAAGACUGCCAGAGAAGACCCCCUUCCCCACUGUCCUAUUAGAUCUCCACCAGCGUUUAAACAAGAUAAGAGGGCGUUUAAUUUGUGCUGUGCCCAAGGGCUGCUGGAUUGCUACAGGGCAGAGACUGGAGCCUACUGCAAGGUUUGGGAGAAGGAAAGACAGACAAACAAAGGAACCAGUGACACAGGGGUAGCAUAGACUUGAUGGAAGGAUAUAGUCCUAGGACAGAAAAGGAGGUGGGGAUAGGAGAUGUCCCUUUUUUGGCCUUGGGGGCGGGGUUCGGCCAGUGCUUAGAGUAGCCAGAGAAAUAAGCUGAACAGCGGGUUAAAGAAUGUUUGUGAGCAAUAAACGAACUGUUCAAUGAUGGUCAGCCUUUGCUAAGGGUUAGUACGUUAGGGAGGGUAAGAAUCUAGAAAUACGAGUUAUUUUAGUUCUGAGAAUUGUCAAUUUUUUUAAACCAAAAUAGAGGUUUUAUAAAAUGGUGUGACCGUGGCUCAUAGUACCCACAGAAAUGCCCACCGUAAGCUGCUCGUGCAAGACAGCCUCUUCCCCAGAUCUAUGUUUCUCUGCAUUUAGCUCCCUCAGAGCCUGCUUCCUCCUUCCUUCUCUUCCUCUCUCCUUCCUUUCCUUCCUCCCUGGCCUCCCUCCAUUCUUCCCCCUUCUCUCCCUGCCUCCCUCCCUCCUGGUGUGUGGUCUGAGCUUCUUGACCAUCCCCAGAGGAUAUUCUGACUGUCUGAAUUGCUCAGUCUGCAGAAAGGCAGGAUAGGGGGCAUGGUAACACUUAGUCUGUUGUCUUCCUUGUGCUUCUUGCUCGCCUCUUCCAGAAACUCAAACCAGACUCAGUUGCCCCAGGCAGGGCUCUUUUUCUCUCACUGAAGGAACUGGCCUGAGAAGUUGUUCCUUCUGGAGGUUGUCUGGGGGAGGGGGGGGGUCAACUGUAGACUCAUAUGCUUAAUACUGGUUUAGUACCCUUCCACCAACCAAACCAAUUGCUUUCAGGUACAGGAAAGCUUGGCCCCCUUUUGUCUAUAAAAGGUCAGAUAGAAAGUGGCUGAGGCUUUUUUUUCCCUUUAAAUGAAAAAAAAAAAGAAAAAGAAAAAGAAAAAAUUUUACUAGGAAUAUGGGGUAGGGUGUUUGCCUAGCAUACAUAAGGUCUUGGGUUCAGGCCCCAGCAAUGCCAAACAAAAGAAAUAAAACUUCAACAAAUUAAGUUUAAAGAUGGCGUUGACUUUGCUGGCAUUGACUAAAGAUCUGUGAAUCAGGCAGCACCUGGUCUAUAGAAACCAUGAGCUGCUUUGGGCCUGGAUGAAGAGCCUACUUGUAUAAGGUAGACUGAGUGGGAACAAAGAGGUUCACACCAGGCUUCUUCAGGUUUCUUCCCUUAUGAGGGAGGGUUACAGCGGAGGGACUUCCUUAUCUGGCCGCCAGAGCUAGCCUACGUCAGGAUUAUCUACUGUUUUCUCAGAAGGUCAAACACCAACCUAAUUCCGGUUUAGUGUUCAGGACUUUAGUGAGAGCGACUCCGGUUUGGUUCACCUCAUGGGAUCCAUGAGGAAGUCUGUAUCAGAAGUGUCCCAGAAAAUUGAUUUAAGCUGAGCAUGGUGCUCUACACCUUUCAUCUUAGCACUCCAGAGGCAGAUGAAGACAGAGCUCUGAAAGCUCAAGGCCAGUCUAGUCUACAUAGUGAGUUCCAGGCUAGUAGAGUUAUUGUGACCCUGUCUCAAAAAAUAAAACAACAAAACCAGCGAGUUGAAGAAAUGCUGAGAAUGUUACACAGCUGUUUAUGUAACAAAGCAAAAUGUAGAUUUCCACAAACUUUGUAUCGAUGAAAGAAAAUAUAAAAUGCAGUAUUAACUAUAAUAACUAUAAUGGGUAUGGCUGUGAUUGUGUCUACACCAUUAUGGGCAAUGGCAUUUGAAUUUCAUAUGAUUUCUCAUCAGAAAAUGUUCUUUUUGACACUCUACCCAAUCACUUAAAAAUGUAGACCUUGGCCUAGAGAGAUGGCUCGGUUGAUGAGGAGAAAACCAUGCUUUUGCAAAGGACCCAAGCCGGAUUCUCAGCACCCACCUUGCUCACAGCUGUCUAGAGCUCUAGAGGCAGAGGAUACACUGCCUCUGGCCUCCUCCGGCACCCGUGCUAGGUGCACACACCCAACACAGACAGACGCAUAUUGUGAAUACACAAAAGUUAAAAAUAUUUUUAAGCUUAAAAAAUACAAAGCUAUUCUUAGGCCAUAUAAAAGUAGGUCACAGGUUAGAUUCAUAUUUGAAGAGCUAUCCCUUCCUUCCUUCCUUCCUUUCUUCUCUUCCUUCCCCUCCUUCCCCUUCCUCCUUUUAUUGAAACAGAGCCUUCCUUUGUAUCCCAGGCUGGAUUUAAAAUCAUGGUCCUCCUGCCCUAGUUUCCAGAGUACUGUAAUUACAGGCAUAGAUGAUGAUUCUAUUUUGUAAAUUAUAAUCUGUUCUGGGGACCAACUAGCCAGAUUGAGUCAAUAUGUCCUGUUUAAUUUCUAAUAAACAGUGUGUGUGUGUGUGUGUGUGUGUGUGUUGGGCAUCUUGUGGCACACGUGGAGAUCAGAGAAUAAGUUGUCUGGGGAUCGAACUCUGGUCAUCAGGCUUGGCAGUACAUAUCUUUAUCCACAGAGCCAUUUCAUUGGCCCCAAUUUCAGAAAACAUUUUCUAUUUUUUUGUCUUCUAAUUUUAUUACUUUUUCUUAGAAAGCUAAGAUAUACAUACUGUGAAAUAGUUAGAACCUUAAUUUCGUCUUAGAAAAGAAAUGCUUAAAAUACCUAAUUAAAAAUAUUAAAAAAAAAAAAAGAAAGAAAUGCUGAACUACUUACAUAGGGCUAAAAGAAUAAUGUCUGCAGCCUUCGGAGAUUCAGGAGAGAGGGAAACGGGAGGGAGGGAGGGAGGGAGGGAGGGAGGGAGGGAGGGAGGGAGGGUGAGAAACAGGGAAAGGCCUAUCACCAUCCUCUUAGUUCUUCUGGAAGCUUGAAAUAUUCCUUUUUAUUAAAAAAAAAAAAGGACUUUAAACUGUAGAUUAUUGAAACCAUGUAUAGCUGUGGGGGCCAAACCCAAGUGCCAAAUGCCAUCACGUCUCAUAGGCAACAUAUGAAUUUGUCCAAUUAGGUUAUUAAACAAGCACAACUGCAAGUAAGUGUCACACAGUCCCUCUCAUCCGACACUUAGUUUCCCACACUCCACAGGCUUCCCCUUCCUCUUUGAUCCUUGCUGCCUUGUGGAGGACAUCUUGUGUGGGCUUAAAAGGCAACGUUUUAGUCUUGUGUAGUUGCUACAUUGGAGACCUAUAAAAAAACGGGAAAAGGGAACAGUGUUAAACUGCCCCAUAACCUUAAUCAGAAAGCGCAUGCAGUGUAAUAGAAACUUUGUGGGAAUUAAACAAAAUGAGACAGAAAACAAAGACAGCUUCCUGGGCAAGGCCUAGGAGCUAUGGCGUAAAGAUGAGCAGAUAGAAGGGUAAGGAGACAAAGUCUUAGAUUCUCCUUUUUCCUCUUAAAAUGCAUUAAAAUGGGAAUUAUUACAAAGAAAACAUCACAUGUAGUAAUUUCAGAACAUUGUAAAGGAAACUUUACAGAAAAGAGCGUACUUAUGAUAAGAUGGGAUGUUUCCGGAAAUUUCCAAAUAGUUCCCCCACACUCAGAAGGAUGAUUGAGAGUCUGGUUAUGAGGAAGGAUGGAAAUUUUUGAACGACUGGCUUAUUACAUAAGCUUCAAGCCAUUGCUGUGAUAGUUCAGUUCUUAAAACAAUGUGAGGAAAUAUGCUUGCUUCUGGAGAAAUAUUUGGCUCCCAUGAGAAAAAAUUGCAAGUGUUUGUGAUGGCCCGCUAGAGGUAAGGAGCCAUCCACACACUGACUCUUAAAGCCAGAGCCAAGUUUCACUACUCACACACCGUUGACAGGAUCUGAUCAAGACACUUCCCCGAACACCCUGGAGUCAGACUUAGGUCAUAGGUCCCAAGUGACCCUAGCAGAUCACCAAUGUAAAACCACUAUAAACAACAGAAGCCCUAACUCAGAAUAGUUAACCUUCAAUGCUCAGACGUGUCUGAAGUUAGAGAGCACUUACAAUGCUAGGUGCUAUUGUAAAUGAUCCACGUGUAUUAUUUAAUUCAAUUUAAAAAAAUCACCUAGGAGGUAGACAUUAAUACUAAAACAUAUUGCAUGUUAGGUACCAAAGCUGAAGGUCAGAGAAGUGGCCGUACAUAGCAACAAACCUAGGCUGUCAACACAGGCCUGCUGAAUCCAGAAGGCCAACCAACCUUGCCCGCUACCUCCCACCGGUCCCAGGGAAUCAGCCACAGCCAUACAGCUUACAGACUUCCCAGUCUUUGUGCACCAGUUUUCCCGAAUUUUAAAAUCAUCUUCAGAGUUUCUAAAAGCCUCAAUGGAAACACAAACAGGCAAUUAGACCACGAGUUUCUUCAGUUUUGUUUUUUAAGGCUGGUAUCUACCAUUGCCAACAAGUUAGAUCAGGUCUUGUGGAAGUUCUCAUUGGCAGUUAUGUAGACAAAAACAUUCAAGCUCCCUUUUUUUUUAAGGGGAAGAUGAAUCAUUACUUAAUACAUGCAGUUUAGUGGAGUUAAUCUGUGAACACUGGCCUAUGGAGCGAGAGAAUAAAAGGGUGUUUGGCAUCGAGAAGGUCGGGAACUGCUCGUUACAUGUGUAUGCACGUUGCCCAACCUGUCAGCCUUCACAACUCUGCAUUUUUUUAAGUGACACCAUUCUUCCUGCAUCGUUUAUGGGGCUUUACUUUGCAUAUAGUAUUAAAAAUCUACUCAGCUCACCAAAAUGAUCAUAUUCUUAAUGUUUGGUCAAGGAACUGGGGUGCAUAAAUGGCAAGUACUGUAUUCCAGGAAAAUACCCUUUUUCAAAACCUUAAGGUUUUGCCAGGGAGCGAGUCGUUUUCCAAAGGACACACACACACACACACACACACACACACACACACAAAAUCAAAAACUAAAAACAAACAAAAAAUACUAAAGACUCAAUGCUGGAUGGUUCAAAACAAACACCUGCACUUAGGUGUGCGUGGGGCAGUAGGUGCCACACUGCGAAUCUGUGUGGGAAGGAUGUCAGCGGGCAGUCGGUGGCUUUUAUUUUUUUCAUUGCAUGAAACAGUUCUUAUACCAUGGUGGGAAAUAAUCCAGGCGUCCCCUGACAGCCAUGAGAAAGCACAGGUGACACCCUGUUCUCAGAAUUUGGUGCGGGUUAAAACUGCAUAGGGUGCCCGGGGCCUGCUCGGUGGCUGCGCAGCAUCUGUGCGAGCCUGGCUCUGCCGCAGUGGCGCCGGGGGGUGCGGGAGCCUCGCGGCCUGCAGCGUCCCGGAAGCCCUGCGCGUCGGCGCCCGAGGUCGAGCGACCGUCCGGCCUGCACUGCACCAGGGGCAGACCGGGGCGUCCGGGCCCAGCCGCCGGCGUCCAUUUUCUGGGCGGCGCUGCGGCCGGACUCGCAGGUCCGGAAGCGCCAUGGACCCCGCGGGAAGCGCGCGGGCGGCGGAGCGGAGCCCCGUAAGUGCGCGGGGUCCGCGCGACUCCGGGGCGUGGAGGUGGGGAGGCGGGAGCCGGUGGGCAGCGCUCGCGCCGGGCUGCAGCGGACGCGGAGCGGAGCGGAGCCUACGGAGCAGCCAGCGUCCGCAGGUGCCCGCGUCCCGCCCCACCAGGCUCGGCUGCAGGGGGGCAGCGGGGAGUGACGCGCACCUGGGGCUCGGGACUGUCGCGCCUCCCCUCCGGUGAAGCGCAAACCCGGGCUGCUUCCUGACCCUACCCGUUCGCGAUGAGAUCCUAGUGCGACACCAAGCCCCUGGAAUUGAACCGGAUGUUCAAAGGCAGGGCCCUGCCUCCAGGGGUUGCAGCCUUGGCCUCCUGCUCCUGCUUGCUGCAGCCGUCUGUCCGUUGGGACAAUUCAACAGUCAGCCUUUAGACACCUCUUUGCAGGUUAGCUGAUAAAUAACCUGAGAUUUUAAUCUGUCUGCGCUUCCACUUUAUAACUCCUGCUUUGCGGUGGAUCUUGAUAUGGAAGACAUGGCGGGCUCAGAACCAAGGAUUUCCGAGUGAUUUCUGCCAAAGCACAGAAGCUAACUCCGUCAAGGCUGGCGUGUUCUGAGGCUGUUCCUGCAGCUCUGAAGCUUCCUGGAUCUGAGGUCAAGACCUCACUUACCUCAAGUUCAUAGUGUCUGGAAACCAUGCAUCGGAGUCGAGUCACAUGCUGGCCGUGUGACUUCAGCCACCCUCUUUUGGAAGGAGACUGAGGCUUUAUCAGUCCUAUUUUGAAAGAUGACAGUCAUGUCCCUCUCCAGGGACCUCAAGGACGACUUUCACAGUGACACAGUACUCUCCAUCUUAAAUGAGCAGCGCAUUCGGGGCAUCUUAUGUGAUGUCACCAUCAUCGUGGAAGACACCAAGUUUAAAGCCCACAGCAAUGUCCUGGCCGCCUCAAGUCUUUAUUUCAAAAACAUCUUUUGGAGCCAUACGAUCUGCAUUUCCAGUCACGUCUUGGAGCUGGAUGAUCUGAAAGCCGAAGUGUUUACAGAAAUACUUAAUUAUAUCUACAGCUCUACCGUUGUGGUCAAAAGACAGGAAACCGUCACUGAUCUUGCAGCUGCAGGGAAAAAGCUGGGAAUAUCAUUCUUAGAAGACCUUAGUGACCGCAACUUCUCAAAUUCCCCAGGUCCUUACGUAGUCUGCAUUACUGAAAAGGGAGUGGUUAAAGAAGAAAAAAAUGAGAAAAGGCACGAAGAACCAGCUGUCACUAAUGGGCCAAGGAUCACAAACGCGUUUUCCAUCAUUGAGACGGAAAAUAGUAAUAACAUGUUUUCUCCCCUGGACUUGAGAGCAAGCUUCAAAAAGGUGUCUGAUUCCAUGAGGACAGCCAGCCUUUGCCAGGAGAGAGCCAGCGUCUGCCAUGAGGUAGAGCCUGUCCGCACGCUUGCUGAGCACUCGUAUGCCGUCUCGUCCAUCACUGAGGCCUACAGGAGUCAGCCUCCGAGGGAACAGGACAGCAGCUCAUCUGCUAAAACAGGAAAAGAAACUGGUGAUGCUCUUGCCACAAAAGCGAAGCCAUGCCGAAAGCCAAAGCCCCAAACCCAGGAUUCUGACUCAACCACAGAAAAUAUGCCACUCUCUCUAGUAACCUGCCCAGAGGUGAAUCAAGAAAGAAGCCCACAGCCAGCUCCAGAUCUGUCACACUCAGAGCCUCCCAGCAAUGAAGGGGAUAUCCAUUUUCCCAGGGAAGAUGAAAAUCAGCCCUCUGAUGCUCCGGGUCCAGGAGCAGCAGAGGUCCCGCCCCUCGUUUAUAACUGCAGCUGUUGUUCCAAGUCCUUUGACAGCAGCACGCUGCUCAGUGCCCACAUGCAGCUCCACAAGCCGACCCAGGAGCCUUUUGUGUGCAAGUACUGCAACAAGCAGUUCACCACCCUCAACAGACUGGACCGGCACGAGCAGAUCUGCAUGAGGUCUAGCCACGUGCCCAUCCCAGGAGGAAACCCACCGUUCUUGGAAAACUACCCCACUAUUGGUCAAGAUGGAACUUCAUUCAGAAGCCCGGAAUCAUUAGGGCCAGAAAAUAGGAUUGGCGAACUAUCCAGCGCGGGGAGUGCCUUGUCAGACGCGGACCACAUGGUGAAAUUUGUGAACGGGCAGAUGCUCUACAGCUGCAUCGUGUGCAAACGUAGUUAUGUGACUUUGUCCAGCCUCCGGCGGCAUGCAAAUGUUCACUCGUGGAGAAGAACAUACCCUUGCCAUUACUGCAACAAGGUCUUUGCGCUGGCUGAGUACAGGACGCGACAUGAAAUCUGGCACACUGGGGAGAGGCGGUACCAGUGCAUUUUCUGUCUUGAAACUUUUAUGACCUACUACAUACUAAAAAACCAUCAGAAGUCCUUUCAUGCCAUAGAUCACAGACUCUCCAUCAAUAAAAAAACAGCGAACGGAGGCUUGAAGCCUACUGUCUAUCCAUACAAACUUUACAGGCUCUUGCCUAUGAGAUGCAAGAGGGCACCUUAUAAGAGCUACCGGAAUUCUUCCUAUGUAAGUGCUCAAGGAAGCAGUCAAAGGGGUGAAUCUGCCCCUGAUACGUUCAUCGUUCCGAAUCUGCAAAGCUCUGAAAUGCCCACACUGGACUUCCAAGAUGGCAGAAACACGUUGCCCAGCAGCCCUGCCGUGCCAGUGGAAACACCUUCACGGCAGGGCGCACCCACUUCUGCCAGAGUAAAAAAUGCAGAAGGCAUCAAAUGGAGGAAGCAGGCAGUGAAAACCAAUCUCGUCGAUAACUUCGAUUCAACUGAGGUGUCAGUUUCUUCCACUGGAAACACCGUCAGCGCCACCCUACAGACAGAGCCCGCAUGUGUUUCAUCUGUGGGCAAAGGCAGUGAGCACUCGGCCUCUGUGAUCAGCUACAGCGGCUCGGUGCCCUCCGUCAUUGUGCACAGCAGCCAGUUCUCGUCGGUGAUCAAGCACAGCAACACCAUCGCUAGCCUGACCAACAGCAACCACAAGUCCCCUUCACAACCGGUGGUCAGCCCGUCCCUGAUCAAGGACAGCAAGCCCGAGACAGAUAAAGCCAGUAAACCUGCAAGCAGACCCAAAAGCAUUAAGGAGAAAAAGAAAACUGCUCCGAGUAACAGGGGAGAAAUAACAGAGGAGGCAAAAUAUAUUGCUGAUCACGGAGGGUCUUCAGGCAAAACCACAAACGCUGAAGAAACCAGUAAGAUUGAAACUUAUAUCGCAAAACCUGCUCUGCCCGGUACCUCCACAAAUAGCAAUGUUGCACCCCUUUGCCAGAUAACAGUAAAAAUUGGGAACGAAGCCAUCGUGAAAAGGCAUAUCCUUGGGUCUAAGCUGUUUUACAAAAGAGGGAGAAAACCUAAGUAUCAAAUGCAGGAAGAGACACUGCCUCGGGAGAAUGACCCAGAAACCCCUGGGGACAGCCCCCUUGGGCUUUGCCAGGCUGAAUGUGUAGAGAUGAGUGAAGCAUUUGAUGAAGUGAGUGACCAGGACUCCACUGAUAAGCCGUGGCGCCCAUACUACAACUACAAACCCAAGAAGAAAUCCAAACAGCUGAGAAAAAUGAGGAAAGUCAAAUGGAGGAAGGAACGCAGGAGCAGAAGCCCCGUCGGCCGGUGCAGAUACCCAGCCGAACUGGAUCGUGCAGAGGUGAAACUGCCCCCAGAUAAGGCCUUCGAAGAAGAAGAAGAAGAAGAAGAGAAUAAAGAGAUGCCCAAGCUGCAGUGUGAGCUCUGUGAUGGCUGCCCUGAUGGGGCAGCAGGGGCGGGAGCCGAAGGCAAGCCCCACCAGCAUCUCACUUCGAAGCCUUACAUCUGCGAGCUCUGUGCAAAGCAGUUCCAGAGCUCCUCCACACUCAAGAUGCACAUGAGAUGCCACACUGGAGAAAAGCCGUAUCAGUGCAAGACCUGUGGGCGGUGCUUCUCGGUGCAGGGGAACCUACAGAAGCACGAGCGCAUACACCUGGGCGUGAAGGAGUUCAUCUGUCAGUAUUGUAACAAGGCAUUCACACUCAACGAGACGCUCAAGAUCCACGAGAGAAUCCACACUGGGGAGAAGCGCUACCACUGUCAGUUCUGCUUUCAGGGUUUCUUGUAUCUCUCCACCAAACGGAACCACGAGCGGAGGCACAUCCGGGAGCAUGAUGGGAAAGGCUUUGCUUGCUUCCAGUGCCCCAAAAUAUGCAAAACAGCUGCUGCCCUCAGAAUGCACCAAAAGAAACACUUAUACAAGACCUUACCUAAGCAAGAGGAAACAGGCGACACGUGCCACGAGAACGCGGAUCUCUUGGAAAGUCAGCUUUGCACUGAUUCCGAAGACAGCGAACAAAAGGAUGACAUAAAAGCCUUUGCUGAAAACGUCCUUUGAGUGACAACAACAGUUAGAAAUCUUCAAAAUUGUUUGUGAUUUUUCUUUCUUUCUUUCUUUUUUUUUUUUUUUUUUUUUUUUUUUUUUUUUUUUUUUUUAGUUUUUUAAGCUUAGUUUUGUUCACAUAAUAGUCACAAAGGAUAGGGGGGGCAGUGUUAAUUUUCAUUUGUGUAAACUCCAAAAAAAAAGGAUCCUAACAACUAUUUUGGGUUUUAUCAUUUACUUCACACAGAAUGAGUAAAAAACAAAAUAGCUGAAUCCUCUAACGACCCUAGUAUCUUGUGAAGGCUAAUGAAGUUCUUAGCUGUGGGAUUUUGAACAGUGAAAACAGCAACGGAAUUUUAGCCUAAUUUAACCCUUUCUCACGAGCACUAAUGAGGUCUGCUGAACUGUUGUUAGUCACUGGAGAGAGCAAGGGUCAGGAUCAUGAAGACAGCGUCUUUGAGACGUGCUAACGAGCUAUGACAGGAUUUAUUGCCAUUGAGUUUCUGCACUGUUAAUCUUUGGUAAAUUAAUGGGUAUUUACAAAAUACUUAACAAUAUAACUGAAAAUAUGUAAUGGAUAACCUAAAGUAGGACAUUCACAUAUCAUCUAGAAAUACUUUUCUGCAACAUAAACCUUGUAAAAUACAUAUAUGAAUCACUAUAACUUUUAGCUGUCUAUAUGUCCCUUGUAGAGAAUCCUAACGAGCAAUAGACCUCAGAGAAUGAGGACUGCUGUAGAAAUCAGUAGAGCACUUGGAAUCUGACUGGCGAGCAUGUGUAUGCUGCUCAAUGGAAUGCUGUGCUGUUCCCUUGAAGUACAGCUGAGCUGUUAUUAGAACUGGUCCACUCAAGUCACACAGAACAUAGGUCAUGCCUUAUCUAUGGGGAAAGCCUUCCCAGACUUACCUAAGCUUACCUAGGCCAUAUAAUCCUCUGCAGUGGCCUCACCUCAGAGAAUGAAGAAUGGUCAAAUUCUUCAGAACUCUCUGCAGUCUUCCAAGGCCAUGGAUGUUGGGGGCUACCCUACCCAGACUUAAGGGGUCAGAUAAUCCUGAUAUCUCCCAUUCCGCUGAAUCAGCACGCAGGAGGUUGAGAGCAAGACACACCUCUGUGGUAAUCAAGUCUCAGGCACUUGGAAAUGGCAGAAAGCCUAAUUCCUCAAUCUUACACAUCCUUGGAGAUAAUGCAGCCCACAGGUACAUAGUGGUUAACAACAGGCUCUUGUCCCCCACUGAUAACAUGGGGACAAGGGGACCUGGUGACCUCCUUUGCCUCUAACAGCAGCACUGUUUCUGAGGGUUGGGGAGAUAGAAUAUGGAAGGACAGGGCUCUGUCCCUUACAGACAGGACUCAGAAGCAUCCACAAAGCCAGAUGCUCUGUCCUCAUGUGUGCAGACAUUAGCCCCACUUACAUUUCUAAAUAAUUUUUAUAUUAACAUGACUGUCAACAUUGCCUUCAGAAGUCUGCUUGCCCUACAAGUAUUUUUUUUUCCUGUGAACUAAGAUCCUGGAAAGCUGGAACUCAAAAGAUUCUUACUGUUAAAACUUCCAGAAUAGGAGGGAGGGAGAGCACACCCUGCCCUUCCAGCCCCAGGAUGGGCAAAACUCAGAACAGUUCAAGCAGCCAUUCCUGUUCAAUGGGUUUAGUAGAUGGAAAGCCAAGGCUGGAAGGUUAUCAGAGGACUCCUGUUUCUCGCACCAAAUGUUGUGUUGUCUCCAUGAAGAAGGCUUAGUGUGGUUUGGGGUAGGCAAAAAAAAAAUAAUAAUAAUAAAAUAAAUAAAAAAAUAUUUAAACACCCAGAACAAACAAGGACAUGAUUCAAGGUGACCUUGUAUACUGUAGCACUUUGCUGUUAACCCCAGUAUGUAUCUGCAUUUAUCAUUUGCUCAUCUACGUCCACCUACAUACAGUAUUAUAUACUAGAGGAGAUGGGGAACUGCAAGCAAACUGAGCUUUGUUUUGUCCGUUGUAUAUAUGUACACCCACAUCAUUUGAGUUUUGUUGAGAGAGUCACAAAGGGCUUAUGAAAAUCACUUUUGAAUUAAUAACUAGAUGACAAGCAAUCCUGUGAUCCACUAAUUUGUUUUAUCUCAGUUAUAAUUAUAAAAAAUUAUAGGUUUAAGUUGUUUUGAUUUAACUACAAAAAUAAUUAUAUGUAUGGAUGUCUCCUGGCCCUUAUAUGUGGAUAUUUUUUAAGUGGACUUGUAUGCUGAUAAUUCUAGACCAAAGUAAAUAUGGCAGAAUAUUUAUACAUACAAAUAAUUUUGCAAAUAUUUUCUAUAAUUGUAUUAUUCGUUUAAAAUGUUGAUAGCUUGUGUUAGUUUCAGGGAGGGGUGUAUAUUUUGAUAAAAUACUUGACUUUGUAUUUCUGUACAUUCUAUACAAUUUAUAGAAGAGCCAUUUUAAGACAACUGGUGACGUUUUUGUUGUUGUUGAUUGUAUAAAUGUUAUGACUGGUGUUUAAGUUUGCAUCGAGUACGUAAAGACCAAGUAGAACUGAAGUGUAAACAGUGGACAUACUGUAUGCCAUACGAGAUAUACUGUAACUCACUGUCUUCGCAUCUGUAUUUUGGUUAGGAAAUAUGAUUAAAUGCAGAUGUUAAGGGUUGGAAAGGUCUAAUUUUAUUUUUAGAGAUAAUGAAUAUAAAUUUGUUUUGCUUGAUUAAAAUAGCUUAUUCCUACA